Meloidogyne enterolobii is the source of this 1098-nucleotide messenger RNA. The record is from the annotation of a GenBank genome assembly. NCBI's taxonomy places the organism in Eukaryota, Metazoa, Nematoda, Chromadorea, Rhabditida, Meloidogynidae.
UUUCUGCAGUAUUAAUACAAUUAAAGUCUUGUUCUUCUUCUUCACUAUCAAAAUCAAAAAUUCCAAAAGGUAUUUCAAAGUGUCUAUUAGACGAUUGUUGAUAUUGUUGUUGUAAUGGAUAUUCAGCUGUAUUAUUAAUAAAUUCUUCAAAAGUCUCGUUAUAAUAAGGAGGGGGUUCUUCUUCUCCUUGUUGUUGUCUUGGUAGGGAUUGUGCUCCUCCUUGUCUUCCUUCAAAUUCAAAAUCUAAAGGAUAAUAAUAACUUUUCUCGUUUUCUUCUUCAAAAAAUAAUUGUUGUUUCCACUUUUCUGUUAUUGUAUCAAAAUAUAAUUCUGAGGAAUAAAAUUCUUCUUGUCCUAAAGUUGAGGCUGAAGAAUAUUUAUGAUAUGUUUUUUGGGAUAAUGCUUUUUUUGUUGAAGAUGGAGAUGAGGAUGUUGAAGGAGGUGAGGGUGAAGUUGAGGGGAAUGAAAAAUUUGUUUUGUUGUUUUUUGUGGAUUCCUGGGAAGAGGUUUCUUCCUCUUUCAAUUCUUUGAGAGGGGCUUCUUGGAAGAGUUUUUCUUCUUUUUGUGAGUCUUCUUGUUGCUCUUCCUUAGGAGGGGCUUCUUGGAAGGUUUGCUCUUCUUGUUGCUCUUUGGAGGCUUCUUCCUUGUUAUUCUUCUCUUCAAUUAAUUUGCCUUCUUCCUUUUCUUUAUUCAGUUGGCUCCCAACUUCAGUCGAAUUGGAAUGCUCUUCUUUCUCUUCUUUCUUAUUUUCUUCCUUACUUUCUUCUCUCAACUGAUCGGAAGAAUUACUAGUAAUAUUCUCUUCCUUAUCUUCAAAAAGAUUUACAAUCUCUUCCGUGUUUUCUUCAAAAUUAGUUUCUUCCUCUACUUUUUCCUCCUUUUCCUCUUCUUCACUUAAUUGACUGUAAAUCUUGUCUUCUUCCUUUUCUUCCUCCCUUUUCUCCUCUGAUUUGUUUUCUUCACCUUUAUGUGAAGUACUUUGUUGUACCUCUUCCUUUUUGUCUUCUUUUUUUAAUUCAAAUUCUUCCUCACUACUACAAGUUGAUAACGUUUCUUCUUCUUCACUUGACUCAAUAUCGUUUUUAUUCGUCGCAAUUU